Phascolarctos cinereus (koala) is the source of this 3922-nucleotide messenger RNA. The record is from RefSeq and is a predicted model, not a curated record. Lineage: Eukaryota; Metazoa; Chordata; Mammalia; Diprotodontia; Phascolarctidae.
AUGGCGGACGAAGGCGCUGUCACCGUCUGUGUUCGAGUGAGGCCACUCAUUAGCAGAGAACAAGACCUAGGUGAUGCCGCACAACUUCACUGGAAGACUGAAGAGAGACUGAUUUCUCAGACUGAUGGAACAAGAUCCUUUAGUUUUGAUCGUGUGUUUCAUUCCAAUGAAACUACGGAAAAGGUAUAUGAAGAAAUGGCAGUACCAAUUAUACGUUCUGCCAUACAGGGCUAUAAUGGUACCAUAUUUGCCUAUGGACAGACUGCUUCAGGAAAAACCUAUACAAUGAUGGGUUCCGCAGAUGGUUUGGGUGUAAUACCCAAAGCAAUUAAUGAUAUUUUCAUAAAGAUUAAGGAGAUUCCUGAAAGAGAAUUUCUUUUACGUGUAUCCUAUAUGGAAAUUUACAAUGAAACUAUAACAGAUUUACUCUGUGACAGCAGGAAAAGGAAACCUUUAGAAAUUCGGGAAGAUUUCAAUAGAAAUGUGUAUGUAGCUGAUCUCACAGAAGAGGUGGUUUCCACACCAGAGCUGACUCUGCAGUGGAUCAAGAAAGGAGAGAGAAACAGGAAGACAAAAAUGAGUCAGAGAAGUACUCGUUCCCAUACAAUUUUCAGAAUGAUUUUGGAAAGUAGAGAAAAGGGUGACGCUUUCAACUCUGAUGGAGCUGUCAUGGUAUCUCAUUUGGAUCUGGUUGAUCUUGCAGGCAGUGAAAGAGACAGUCAGACUGGAUCUGAAGGAGUUUGGCUUGAAGGAUGCAAUAAUAGGAGUUUGUGUAUAUUGGGACAAGUGAUCCAGAAGCUUAAUCUAGACACACAGGAAGAACUAGAAAUUGCUCAGAUGUGUCAGAAGGAAUACCGACAGACAAUUGACAAAUUGGAAGAAUUCAUUUCAGAGAAAGAAGCUUCAGAGAAAACCAUUGCUAUAUUACAAAAAAAGAUUCAAGAACUUGAGGCAAAACGAGAACAAACUUUUAGUAUUAGAGGGGAAGUCAAUGAAGUUCAAGAAAAAAUGAAUGAAAUAGAACAAUUGAAGGAACUAUUAAAAUCCAAAGAAUCUACCCUGGAGAGGAUAGAGAUGGAAAACCUGGAGCUGGCUCAGAAACUCCAGGCCAGUCUAGAAGAAACAACAUCUGUAACUGAGGAGAGAGAUGAAUUGGCAAAGACACAAGAGGCUCUUCACAGAGAGAGGGACCAACUGAAAGAAGCCAUAAGGGACCUCAUAGCCAAGGAUCAAGAAACAAAAGAAGAACUAAAAUUUGCUGAGAUGUGUCUAAAGGAGCAUGAAGAGACGAUUGAUAUGUUUGAAGAAAGCAUUUUAGAGAAGACAGAUCAAGUGUCAAAGAGUCAAGAAGCUUUAGAGAAAACCAAUGCAGAAUUGCAGGAAAAGAUUCAAGAGCUUCAGGAGCAAAAGGAGCAAGUUUUUAAUAGUAGAAAAGAAGUCACCGAGGCUCAGGAAAAAGUGAAUGAGGUGGAACAUUUGAAGGAGCAAUUAAAGUCCAGAGAUUCUACCCUGGAGAGGAUAGAGAUGGAAAGCCUGGAGCUGGCUCAGAAACUCCAGGCUAGUCUAGAAGAAACAACAUCUGUAACUGAGGAGAGAGAUGAAUUGAGAAAGACACAAGAGGCUCUUCACAGAGAGAGGGACCAACUCAAAGAAACCAUAAGGGACCUGAUAGCCAAGGAUCUGGAAAUGCAAGAAAAACUAAAAGUUGCUCAGAUGGAUCUGAAGGAACACCGAGACACAAUGGAUAAACUGAAAGAAUGCAUUUCAGAGAAAGAAGCUAUAAAGAAAACUAGUGCUGAACUGCAAGAAAAGAUUCAAAAACUUGAGGCCAAACAAGAGCAAAUUUUUAAUGUUAGAGAAGAAGACAGUGAAGCUAAAGAAAAAAUGAAGGAAAAUGAACUCAAAGCCAGUGUUGAAGAAACAACAUCUGUAACUGAGGAAAGAGAUGAAUUGACAAAGACACAAGAGGCUCUUCACAAAGAGAGGGACCAGCUGAAAGAAACCAUAAGGGACCUCGUAGCCAAGGACCAAGAAACACAAGAAGAACUAAAAUUUGCUGAGAUGUGUCUGAAGGAGCACCAAGAGACGAUUCAUAAACUCAAAGAAUGCAUUUCAGAGAAGACAACUCAAGUGUCAAAGAGUCAAGAAGCUUUAGAGAAAACCAAUGCAGGACUGCAGGAAAAGAUCUUAAAGCUUCAAGAAACAGAAGAGAUGCUUCUUAGUGUGGGAAAAGAGGUGAAUGAGACUAAGUUACAAAAGCAAACGCUGUGUCAGUUGGUGGAGCGGCUGAUUCAAACAUUGUCGGCAGUAGAGACAGCGAGACUGGACUUGACCCAGAAACUUGAUUCAAGCCUUAGUAAAAUGAACACUAUCAUCGAGGAAAGAGAUGCCCUGAAGGAGACAGAGAAGGCUCUCCUGAUGGAAGUAAGCCAUUUGAAAGAAAGCCUAAAGAAGAGUGGAGCCCUGGACCAGCAGUAUCUGAAAAAGUUGAUAAACAAUGUAGAAAACCCAAGAACGGAUUUCAAACAAUUUCAUCUUGAAAAUUUUAAACGAAAGUACUUGCAUAUAAAGAGACUUCUGGAGAAAUACAUUAUGUUGGACUAUCGCUCUGGGUUCCUGACCAGACUUUCUUUUUACUUUGAGAGGACAUAUUAUAUCCACAAUCGCCUUCAGGUCAACGCUCACCUAUAUGUUUUUCCUGAAUACUUUGGAAAAAGUCUAGCUGAUGCCUGGAGUCAUAAUAAUAGUCUCCACGCAAAUAUCACCUGCUUCCUGAAAGUCUUUGAGGAAGUGUUAAGGUGUGUCAUAGAAAUGAAAAGAGACCAUCAUAAUACCAUCCACAAAUUUGAAAUGAACUUAAUUGAGGAGGCAGAAAGGCAGAAUGAUUUCUUUAUUAAAAUACAGCAUCUUCAACAGCACUCUGAGAUAAAAUCUCAGAUAUUAAGUGGCUACAAAAAAUUGUGCCAGAAGAUGGAUCUACAUAUUGUGUGGGCACAAGUUGAUGAGAGAAGCCUUAGCAUAAUACAGAAGGAGAAUGAGAGGAUAUUUCAGAAGCAAAACCUGUUUUUAAAUAAAAUAACGUUUCUUGUGAAGGAAUCAUCUGAGUUUGCUAAGAGAAGUGUUGCUGUAUAUAACGAUUGGGAACUUGAACUGAGACAGAUGAAGAACAAGAAUGAAGAAAUGCUAAAGAAAUUUCAAACUGUAAAGACUACCCUUCUACCACUGCAUGAUCCAGGUCCUCUUACUGUAGGAGAAAAUAAGAAACAUCUUAAGACUACAAAGAAAGUAACUUUCAAUCUUACAAAUGAUCCUACAAAAGGUGAAUUUCAAUUUCAUCGUGGUACAGAUGAAUGGAAGAAGGAACGUUCUGAAACUUCAGCUGAAUAGUCCCCUGCUCCCUUCCUUUUUUCUCACAGCAAUUUCAUUCUUCUCAACCCUCCCUUACAGUUUCUGCUGUCUCUGGUGUCACUAGUGAGCACCUAUUGUCAAAUCCAGUAGUAUUUUUUUCCCAGCCUCCUUGACGUCAUCAGCUUUUGACAUUUAUACUGAUGGCUCUUCUUCCCUCACCGUUAAUGUAGGUGUUCCCCAUGCAUCAGCCUUAGGCCACAUCUCUUCUCUCUUGGCUGUUUCAUUUAUUCCAAUGGCUUUGAGAAGUAGAACAUAGUGGACUUGGAGUCAGAAAUGCCUGGAUUUAAAUCCCAAACAGCACGUCACCUUUCUGAGCCUCUGUUUCUUCAUUUGUAAAAUGAGGAUAAUUACUACUUACUUUACAGGCACUCCACAAAUUGGCAGCAUUUCACCUUCUAUUAUUCUGUUACUUCCCUCCUGAACUGAUCAUGCACAAUUGUGAAUUAGACCUUUCUGUGUUGAUAUCUUAUCUCCCAACUAACAACUAUCCUAUCCUGGGAUUUUAGACUUCUGC